Molecule: messenger RNA, 5322 nt
Organism: Ciona intestinalis (vase tunicate)
Lineage: Eukaryota; Metazoa; Chordata; Ascidiacea; Phlebobranchia; Cionidae
Product: inactive phospholipase C-like protein 2
Biological process (GO): regulation of synaptic transmission, GABAergic; phosphatidylinositol metabolic process; gamma-aminobutyric acid signaling pathway
Molecular function (GO): phosphatidylinositol-4,5-bisphosphate phospholipase C activity
Source: RefSeq, a predicted model, not a curated record
AUAACGCCAUGUGUCUAUGUAUGGUGCACAAGUUCAGACUAUAUAAACUGUGUAUCCACAGGUCUGGAAAUUUCCUUUAGUUUUAAUUGGAAAAUAUGCUGAAUAUAAGUUGUGAGGUUUGUAAGUAAAACAAGGCUUUGUUGCGGGUUUUUUCAUUGAUUACCCCGCAAUGGAAGCACAUAGUGCUGACAAUAAUAAUGAACCAACAACGAGUGACAUUCAAUUUCAACUGGUAGUAAAACAUGAUGAAACAAAUAAUAUUCCAUGCUGUGCACCUGGAAUGGAUAUUCAAUGCCUCAAGAAUCGUAAGAACAAACCACCUAAUCUACAACUGAUAAACAAACACAAUACAACAACAGAUGAGCUGUGUGUUGGUGAAGAUGAUACUUCAUCAUGUGAGUCAUCACCAUUGGUGACUUUACGUAAGAAGGUAACGAAGACCCUGGAUGCGGGAGCAGCGAUUAACUCACCGAUGGUUAAACGGUCGUCCCGCCUCGAUCAAAUUCUUGAGAUUCCCGAUGUUGCCGCUGCGUUGGUUCAUGAUGAAGGUUAUGAGAUGUUGAUGCAAACCAGAAGGAUUAGUCGGGGUAUGACAGAUCAUACAUCAGUAGCUGGAAGGCCACAAACACCUAAAGUUCCUCCAGCUCAGUUUUCAUUCGAUAAUGAUACCGUUGGUGGCGGCGAUAGUGAAUCAACAUCAAGCUGCGAAUCUGUCGUCACCAACAUAGUGGGCACACCUCCCCCUAAUAAACCAUUACAUGCUUACUUCAAUGAAACAUCCCGUGUAGAUAUUGGGGCAAACAAAUCACCAACUAACUUACCAUUAGACCUCAUCGCAGACAACACCAGUGUGUCGAAAUUGUUUGCAUCCACACAUUCGAUUGAUGAUGAUGCAAUGACCAACACUCGAAAGUUGUCGCAAAAGCUCUCAGCUAGCGACAGCAACACCAGCACCCCGAAACCCACGCCCAAAUCUUCCCGUAAAUUCUUCCAGCGUUUAAAAUCGAGCAUAAGUCGCUCAUCAAGUAGCUCAAGUAUUGAAGGAUGGGAAUCAUUGUCACGGGCACUGGCUCGUGUUGGAACAAAAUCCAAGGGCAAUCCAUUAACCCUAACAUCGAUAUUAAAGACACGUAUUGAAAGUCAUAUUUCCGAUGAUUCUGUCACUCAGGACCCAGCUGUGAAGCCAUCCAUGCACAAGAAAACCGUUUCAUUCAGUCGUUUACCGAGUGAGUCUUGUGUGAAGAAUGCAUCGGAUUGUGUUAACCUGAUGCAAGUUGGUCAUCAGUUCGUUAAAAUGAGGUCUAACUCACGAGUGUACAACCGAUUAUAUUGGCUCGAUGAUGUUUCAAAUUGUUUACGUUGGGAGCCAUCGAAGAAAGAUUCCGGCAAAGCUCGCAUUGAUGUUUCAUCGAUUCGUGAAGUUCGACCUGGAAAAACAACGGAACUUUUCCUUAGCUCCGAUAUCUCAGCUCACUUUCCUGAUGAAUGUUCAUUCUCCAUCCUGUACGCUGAUGUUAAAACACUUGAUCUUAUCGCUAACUCACCAGAUGAUGCAAACGUUUGGAUUACUGGUUUGCGAUGUUUGAUGAACGGACAGGACAUGGAUGGACUUCGAAUGCGAACGGAUCAUCGUGACUCAUGGUUGGGUUCAACGUUCGAUGACGCCGAUAUUAAUAAAGAUGGAUAUCUCGAUGAACAAGAAUCAUUCAAACUUAUAACUAGUUUAAGUGAUGGAGUUCGUGAGCUGCAGGUGAAACAAAAACUACAAGAACAUCUUCAAUUGAAAGGAACUUUAAAAUCUGUUUUAAGUCGAGAUGAAUUUAUUGAAAUAUUUAAGGAUGUUGCUACCAGACCUGAGAUUUACUUUCUAUUGGCUCGUUAUUCAAGUGGUGACGACAGAUUAACUUUGGAUGAUCUGCAUUUGUUCCUCGAGUCAGAACAAGGAAUGACCAACAUUGACAGCGAAUAUUGCAAAUCUCUCAUCCAUGAGUUUGAACCUUCACUUACUAUGAAGAAAAUGUCAGCCAUGGGUAUCGAUGGUUUCACAAGGUUCCUCAUGUCCGACAGAUGUUGUGUGUUUAACCCCGCCCAUAACAAGGUGUGCCAGGAUAUGAACUUUCCAUUAUCCCAUUAUUUUAUUGCAUCAUCACACAACACAUAUGUAAUGGAGGACCAAGUUAAUGGGCCGAGUAGUGUUAGUGCUUAUGUUCGAGCAUUACUCAGAUGUUGCAGAUGUGUUGAAUUAGAUUGUUGGGACGGUGAUAAUGGUGAACCAGUUAUUACACAUGGACAUACACCUACUAACAAAAUUUCCUUCCGUCAAGUUAUCGAAGCAAUCAAUGAAAGUGCAUUCCGUAACUCCCCCUACCCUGUUAUAUUGUGUAUUGAAAAUCAUUGCAGUGAAUUGCAACAACUCGUCAUGGCAAACGACCUUAAACAAAUUUUUGCAGACAAAAUAUAUACAGAGAACCUCGCGAAGGGAUCUUCUGAACUCCCAUCCCCCGAAUCUCUCCAACGUAAGAUCCUCAUCCGAGGUAAGAAGUUACCACUAGAGUGCGAUGAAGAGGUUGGAUACGUCACAGAUGAGGACGAGGGAAUGGAGGUUGAUGAUCAGUCACCCGCCUCCCCACCCAUCCAUGUUGAUACUUCAUCACACACAAGUAGCGAGGGGGAUUGUAAACGAGCGCUGGUGCGCGACUUAUCCAACCUAGUAUCGAUAUGCACGUCUGUUCGGUUCAGUGGUUUCGCGACACAUGAACGUAUUCAUAAAUGCCAUGCAACAUCAUCCAUCCAUGAACAGGAAGCAGCAAAACUUGUUGAAAACGAAGCUGGAGAUUUUGUUAACUUUACUAAGAAAUUUCUAACACGAGUUUACCCCAGUGGUGUACGGAUGGAUUCGAGUAAUUUUAACCCGCAAGAUUUUUGGAACUGUGGUGUCCAGAUUGCUUCACUUAACUACCAAACACCAGGUCUUAUGAUGGACAUCAAUGAUGGAAGGUUUGCAAUGAAUGGCGGAUGUGGUUACGUGCUUAAACCAAGUAUUAUGAGAGAGAAACUUGCAUACUUUGGUAGCGAACCACGUGACACUAUACCAGGGGUGGCGCCAAAGAUCCUUCACUUAAGGAUAAUCAGCGGACAAAACUUUCCAAAACCCCGGGGUGGAGGAGCCAAAGGUCAAGUUAUUGACCCCUACGUGUUGAUUGAAUUGUUCGGAUUGCCCAACGAUUGUUCGGAACAAAGGACUCGAACAGCACCGAAUAAUAGCGGGGAUUCCCCACUAUUUGAUGAGUCAUUUGAAUUUCGACUUAGUUUGCCCUCUCUCGCCCUCGUGCGGUUUGUUGUACUAGAUGAUGAGUUUAUUGGGGACGAAUUUAUCGGUCAAUAUACGAUACCGUUCGAUUGCUUACUACCCGGGUAUCGACACCUUCGUCUACGUUCAAUAUUCGACGAGCCUCUUGAGAAUGCGACCUUGUUUGUGCAUGUUGCGAUCACCGACACCGAUAAUGUUCCAUCUACGUUCACUGGAUCAACCGGCACUCCAACCAACUCCAUCAAUAUACGAGGGGCUGGUAAACGUAGCAGCUCGGGGAAGAAAACGAGGAAAUCUCGCUCCAAGAAAGAUGGGGAAGCAACCACGUUAAAGGAGGUUGGGUUACCUGUGGUUGAUGAUAUAUUUAAAGCUGCAUUCUCCCCGCUGAGGAGCGCUAUGAACCUCGUCGACACACAGCGCUGGUCGCUUUCACAUUUCCGUGAGACUUGUGGUAUGGCCCCGUUUGCUACUGUUAAGCAGUGCAUAAGAGCUUUGUCGCAACGACUACGAUCUGACACCGACUUAUCGGCGACUAAUCGGCCGAAAAGGAAGCACUCAGUUGCCGCAGACGGCGAACGAACCGACGAUGCUUUGUCUAAAGCCGAGAUGCGACGUCGAGCUGCGACAGCCGAUGCAACAACAGCUCGACUUAAACGACAAGCAUCCGACGCCUCACAGUCAUCCACUGAAUCUAUCCACACAACACAACAAGUGUCCAUUGUCGUUCGUAAUCUAAGAUUGUUACUUGAUAUACGUGGUGUUGCAGCAACCAAUGAAACUUGGAGAAAAACUGCUGUAGCUUUCGAAUCUUUAAUCACCGACACACAAGCAGUUAUAGACAAAGGUGUCAUCGUAUCCGAGGCUUUGUCAGCUGUUUAUAAGAAAGCGGCAAAAAUACACGAGGAUUUGCCAUCGUUGUUAGAAAGAGGAGAUUCGGUAUCUGAUCCAUCUGUUGAUCUUCCCAAUGGAUCAAAGAAACAGAAAUCGAACCUCAAGAAAAAGUCGUCGACAGGUGGUGACCUACAGCGCCGCAUGCGGAUGAAUGUUGAGGAGAACUUUCGUUGGAACUGUAGCGUGGUGAGAGGUUCAUGUGACAUGCUGUCCCACUAUCGGACUGAAGCACAAACCUUACUUGAUAAUGUAUGGAGUGCCGCCAUACAGUAUGGGCUGGCAAACAAAGAUGAAAAUACGUCUAAUAUAAACGAAGUUAAAUCCGAAGUUGAAACUAAUAGUAACGGCAACAAUAACUCUCCUUCUCAUAAACCCACCACCCCAACCUCCCCACACUCCACCAAAUCAUCAACUAAGGGUGUGUCAGCAUACCCGGUCACCUUAUUGUGACGUAACAAUCAACCAACCAUUGACGGUACAUAAGCUGUGACGUAACAUGACGUCAUCUACCUCUUACGUCACCAGAAGUAGCCAUGACGUCACACGGGGACCAACCAAUCACAUACGUAGGAUAAACAUACGUCUUUCUGCCAUUGAAGCAACCCAGCACUUCCUGUUGUUUUUAUUUAUUUAUUUCUGACUAUAGUAAGUAACGAGCAGUGUUUAACUGAACGUGUUAUACUUUUUAAUUUCCACUUUUAUCAUGCAGUGAGUCUGUAAACCUGUGUACUCUUAGAAGGUGUACCAAGGGAACAUUUAAACAAACGAUUGUAUUAUCUCACGCAAUUAUUCCACGUAACUUUAUUUUUUUAACGAUUUAAUUCUAUUUCCACAAUGAACUAUAUGCAAUGGGGAACUCGUCCGAUGUAAGGUUAAACAACCUAUGUCGGUUCUCUCUCGCUUAAUUUUUUCCCAGCCUAAUUUCUUCGACGCAAAGCGAAGUAAAACUGCUGGUGGACGGAGCGAUCAAAUGUUGUCUUUAGUUUUAUUUUUUACGUUGUAAUUAUCUCGGUUAGAAUUCGUAUAUUAUUAGCAGCACAACCGUUGUUAUCGUCGUUCUUUGCUUCCGAGUUCCAACAUAUAUUCUAUAUCAAGAAAUAAACGUGCGCAAAGACCAUGCA